GUAAGAACUAAGUACCGUGCAAGAACGGAAAUAACAAUAUCCUCAUUUUUCGUAACAUGUGAAUUAAUCAACUGUUUGCAGUGAGAUGACAGAGACGUUUUCAAGUGCUCUGCAUCGUUGGGUUUAGACAUAAUGCUGCUUAAUAUUUUUCAUCUGAGAAGAAGAAUCAACUAGAUACAGUUGAGAUCCACUCACUCAUGCCUCGUCAAACCCAUAAUAUAUAAGAUUGUACGAUUUCUACGAAGAUAUAUCAAUGUGGAAAACUGCAUAGUAACAAUUUGGCAGGAAGCAAAUUCAGGAUUUUGCUGUACACAGUGUUCGUUUAAAUAGGCUGAUGCUAAUAAUCAAUAUUUAAUUUGGUGCGAAAAACAUCUGCUUCAACAUGAGUUUAAUGUGACACUUAUUGCUGCUAGAGAAAAAGCCAAAUUUUCCUGAGAGGGGCUAAAUUUCAAUCUUCAAAUCACAACAAUUUUCAUUAUGGCCGAACCCAAGGGAUAUGUGGGAUAUAUGAUCGUCGGUGAUAAAUCUGUAGAAUUUUACCGUGAUCCAGUUAUGUUCGUCAACAAACGGAUGGAAGAAUAUGACACACGCAUUUUUCAAUCAAGAAUUCUCAACAAACCAACAGUCUUUAUAGGAACAAUUCAAGGGGUGCAGGAUUUAGUUGGAGACUGUAGUCAUAAUUUUGAAAUGGGCUACAAAGUGUUUAUGCAUGGUCUCUAUGGCGACAAUGCUGUGUUUGCUGAGGGAGAGGAAGCGGCCAGAUUAGGCCAAGUUCUUCAUUCUCUGUUUGAGCCUGCUAGCAUGCACCUGUUCAACACAAAACUAAAGAACCUCAUCAGCAAGCAUUUCAGUAACUUAGAUGCAGGCACGGAGGUCUCGGCUUAUGAACAAUUUAAACAUUUUGCAACAGAACUAUCCUUUAGUAUAUUUUUGGAUGUAGUUCCUAGUCACUCAGCGGAGGUGUAUGAUCAACUUAGUCAGCUAAUCACAACACAUUGGCAUGGAAUCAUCUCUGUGCCAUUGAGUUUGAAAUUGCCAUACUGGGGUUCGUCAUCAGGGUAUAACAGAGCUUUGGAAGCUAAGGGUGAACUAUUGGAAAUAAUCAGGGAUCGUUUAGAAAAAGCAAACAAGGGAGAUUUUCUUCAUCAUAUAUCUGAAGCAGGAUUUCAGAACCAAUCAGAAGUAGAGAAUCAUUUGUUGUUGUUCAUCUCAGCCUUAGUUCCAAAAGCAUUUGCUUCCAUCUUAACGUCUUUUACUUUGGCUUUAUCCGGUCAUGAUAAGGCCAAACAGCGCCACCAAGCUUCUAUAGACUGCAAAUAUUUAGAUCACGUACUGCUUGAGGUACAAAGGUUAUGGCCACCAUUUUUUGGAGGAAGACGUUUGACAAGAAAGAGCUGUGUCUUAGAUGGUGUCAAGGUUCAUAAGGGUACAGCUGUUGUGUAUAUGACCAACUCGGCACACAGGGACCCAAAAGUGUUUACAGACCCAGAGGAGUUCAAACCAGAAAGAUGGGAUGAAAAUGGGGAUGAGUUGGAGAAGCUAUUGUGCUGUUUUGGUGGAGGAAAGCGAAAGUGUAUUGGCAUCCAUCUUAUCAAAAACAUACUCAAGGAAGUCUGUACGUACUUAUUAAACAACUAUGAGUGGUCCGUUUCUGACGAUCAAGAUCUUACGUACAAGUGGUUACCGGUAUCGCGUCCUAUAGGUCAACUAAUGACCCAGUUUGUGAGUAAAGGUAAUCAAAACGAUUAAGGGACAUUGGUGUAAAUAAUUGCAACAUCAUUCCAUGAUUAAGACAAUAUUCAAGUAAGGAACAAGUUGGUUUCCUGUUUGCAAUGCUUCUGUGACUACAUGUUUUCCUGUUGUCUUUCUAGGACCACUGCUACUGUGAUUUUGACCCUGUUGUGAUACUAACAUUUAAAAAAACCUUUAAAUUACACAUUUAAAGUGAUCAAAUAAAUUUUUAAUAAGAGACAGAUGAAACAAAUAGUUUUCUCUAAUACAUAGUUUUUAAUAUGAAAAUCCUCAAAUUGAUUGCCACCGAUUUGUGUGUCCAUAAAAAGAAUAAGGAAUUGUUGUUUUUUCUUGCGUUUGUGAAUUGGUGAACAAAAUAUAUGUUAAUUCUAAUUUUUAUUUCAUUUGAAUUAUCUCCCCUCCACCCUCCACCCUAAAUAUUAUUAAAAAUGUUGAGACUAGCCUCUAAUUGAACCAUUUUUAUAAGUUUGACCGGCUCUGGCAAAACUAGCUGUUUGUAGUAAAUUCUACAUGAAUUCUUCUUGAAGACAGUGUUAGUGAAGUUAUGAAUAUUUAAUUCAUUGGAUAUCAGCCAUGUAUGUUUUGAGAAAACAGCUUGAAAAGAUUCAAAAAUUAAUAUUUUAUUAUUAAGAUUUGUAUGUUAAAAAUAGUUUUUUAAUGUACUUUUCAGUUAGAUUUGGUGACUGAUACUUUGCAGAAUUGUUUUUCAGUAUAUCUUCUUUUAUAAAAUGCAAAAACAGGAAAAUGUUCAAAAUUCUGAUUUUCAAACAUUUUGGGUGCUUAUGAGAAAUUAAAAAUUGCAACGAACGGCUGAUUUUUCGAGAGCCGAUCACAAAAUCUCAAGUGCCUACAACUGGAAUAUAUAAAAUUAAUAGUCUGUAAUAGUAGUUUUUUGUUUUUCAAAAUACAUAUUCAUAGAUUGAUACAGUAUGACGCUAUUUGUUUUAGCUGCUAAAUAAGUGUAAAGAGAAGACUAUUUAUCUGCUGAGAAUUAGUGUACAACCAGCAGUUUCGUGUGCUAUUGACCUUGAAUAAUAGACUAAUAACAAUAUUUAAAUUACAGUAUGUACUUAAUAGUAUAACGUGUUUUAUAAUAACUGUUUUAUGAUGAUAUCUGUGAAAUAUGUUAAUGUGGCAAUUACCAAAUCAAUCAGUUAGAGUCUACUAAAAUCUAGUAACUAGUUUGUCAACAACACCUACCAGUACUUAUUCUGCACAUUUUUAUAAUUAACAAAUUUUUAUUUGUUCAAAUGUGUUGCCCAAAACAGUGACUUUUGGUAACUAUUGUUUUGUCCCCAUGCACCAAAUUUUUAAAGUAAAGCUUGAACCAUACAAGUAUUUUAGGUUUAGGAAAAAAUAAUGGUAAACAAAAACAAAUGCUGACCCUAAUUUUUUAGAUUUUGGGUUGAUUGACACCAACUUGUUUUUGUCUAAUUAAGGUCUGUCCACACUAUCAAAUUUUAUUUGACAAACAAAAUGUUGUAUGUCCACAUAUAGUCAUGAUGUGCCCAUAUAUAGUCAUGAUGUUUCCAUAUAUAGUCAUGAUGUGCCUAUAUAUAUUCUCUGGUAGGCAUCUUGUACGCUGACAUAUUCCCUUUUUGCUUACCUGACUCCUGAGAGAAAUAAAAUUAUGAAAAUUAUAAAUAUGGUCAUGAUGUGAUGUCAUCAUGACCAUAUUUAGACAUGUCACAUGUUUUUGUCAAAUAAAGUAUGAUAUUCUGGACUGGGCUUAUACGAUACAAAAUGAUACCGAUACAGUGGCAAAAAAAAACAUAUAUGUUUCAUUUCUUUAUUUGACCAAAAACAGAAUACAUAAUCAAACUAUAGUUGUCUGUGAGCAGCUUCUCAAUGCACUGUUGCCAUUAAUUGACACAAUUAUUAAUAUACCGUGCAACUGAACAUGCAAUCUAAUAUGUAGAUUCUUGCAACACAUGCGGAAUGAGUAUUUUGCCAUAUGUGGCAAACACAAGCCAAACCAGUCACUCGUCGCAAAAAUUGAUUGUUAGAUAUUAUUACAGGGUUAAAAAAUGAAAUGAAAGCUAUACAAUGGUAAAAACAAUCACUUAAAACUGACAAUUCCUUAUGAAGUUACAAGUGUUAAAACAUACAGCUAUUUGAAAAACAAUAUUUGAGAAAUCAGCCUUAGGCAGAAACCUUCACCAAAUUGUUGACAAUUGUUGUUUUAACAUCGAAAAUGGGGAAAAUAACAACAUGUCAUGAUGUAUAGAUAUAUAGUUAGUUUAGUACAAUAAGAUAAAUUUAACAAAUUUUGACAUUUCAGAGCAUAUUUUAGCCAUUAUCUCUGAAACACGAUUUGUGAUCAGUGACUGGUGUGGCUUGUCUUUGCCACUGUUUUUGUUUAUGCCAUUGACAAAUAUAUAGUAACGAUUUAUUUGAAGAUUUUAAUACUCAAACUAUUUUUUUGUAGUACCAACAAUUAAUCACAUGAUUUAUUAUUGAUUUUUGUGAAUGAGUGUAUUUUUAUAUUAAUGUAUUUUGUUUCAUGAACUGUAUUUUAUUUAUUUUUUUUUUAUUUCUUGUUUCUAUCAAGAUGAAAGUUAAUUCAUUUGUAUUUUAAUGUAUAAUUUAUACAGUAUAAUAUCCUUUUUAUUUGGACAUAUCAUCAAUUAUAGUUUUCUACAUUAUAGCAGGGAGUUGUUACAGUAUGGUAUACUUCAAAUUAUUAAUUUUAGAUUGUAGAAUAAGAAAGCAAUAUUUUAGUUAAGUAAAUUAUGUAGAAAUUGGUUUCUUUUGUUUAAAGCAAUAUAUUUGAUGGAAUUUAUAUUUUUGAAUAACAGCAGUUGUUGCCAUGAUUGCACUUUGGGCACUCAACUGAAAGUUAUGGGGUUCAAUUCACAUGCUGGCCACUAGUACUACAACCAGUCGGGCAGGCCAAGCCCUUGUUGACAAUGAACUGGGACCAAAAAAAAAAAUGUAUACUUUGGGCAUAAAACUACUCUUCAAAGUAUUUCAAUAUAGCUUAGAAACUGGUCAAAAGAUUUCCAUUUUGUCUAGGCAUCAGGGUAGAUUUCUACCAGGGUUUAUUUUAAACACAGUGUAUGGAUUGACUUUGUGCUGUAGUAAGCAGUACCCAAAUAAAUAAACAAUACUUUUACUGAA
Messenger RNA from Anneissia japonica, 4872 nucleotides. Its product is annotated as putative cytochrome P450 120. Gene Ontology annotation, molecular function: heme binding; monooxygenase activity; oxidoreductase activity, acting on paired donors, with incorporation or reduction of molecular oxygen. Gene Ontology annotation, biological process: sterol metabolic process. NCBI's taxonomy places the organism in Eukaryota, Metazoa, Echinodermata, Crinoidea, Comatulida, Comatulidae. The transcript is spliced from 10 exons. The record is from RefSeq and is a predicted model, not a curated record. Bases 478 to 1749 code for a protein of 423 amino acids.